Messenger RNA from Alnus glutinosa, 590 nucleotides. RefSeq lists its product as uncharacterized. The record is from RefSeq and is a predicted model, not a curated record. The transcript is spliced from 3 exons. Lineage: Eukaryota; Viridiplantae; Streptophyta; Magnoliopsida; Fagales; Betulaceae. Bases 113 to 274 code for a protein of 53 amino acids.
AGGAAUAGGAAGCUCAAGAGAGAAGACGCAUCCGCAAAUUGGGACCUUCCGAUCUGAUUAGGGUUUUAGCACCGGCACCCUGCAAGUUGAGCCAUUCCUGGCCUGAGAUCCGAUGGCGCCACCUCCAGGACCGUAUUCUGGAACGAGCACUCUUGCCCUGGUGGCUCGUGCAUCAGCCUUCACUUUUGGUGUGGUAUAUGGAAGCGUGAAGCUUAAGAUUCUCAAGGCGAAGGCAAAGUCACAUAAGAAUGCUGAAGCGAAGGCUCAUCACUGAUGGGCUCUGGUGGAAGUUAACUUUUUUUUUUUCGCUGCUGGCAGGGAGAGAGAGCUUAUUUUCUUUUAUAAUACGAAGAUUGUUUUUAUGGUUUCGGAUGUUUGUUGGCUCCCCGCCCCUUUAUGAUUUCCUUUCAUGGAUGGCAGAUAGAUAGCUUGUUGCGGCUGUUAGCAUAAUUGUUCAAGCAGAUGCAUAUUUUUUUCAAUAAUAAUGCUUAUGUGGUGGGUUCAUACUUUUUAUCAGACUUCAAAUUGAUAAAUCACUAUUGAAGAAGUUGAUAGGAUGGUCAUGGAAGUAAAGUCUCUCUUUUUAACAA